Messenger RNA from Calidris pugnax (ruff), 6027 nucleotides. RefSeq names its product potassium voltage-gated channel, modifier subfamily S, member 2 (gene KCNS2). The record is from RefSeq and is a predicted model, not a curated record. Gene Ontology annotation, biological process: protein homooligomerization; regulation of delayed rectifier potassium channel activity; potassium ion transmembrane transport. Lineage: Eukaryota; Metazoa; Chordata; Aves; Charadriiformes; Scolopacidae. The transcript has a single exon. Gene Ontology annotation, molecular function: protein binding; voltage-gated potassium channel activity. Bases 127 to 1560 code for a protein of 477 amino acids. Gene Ontology annotation, cellular component: membrane; voltage-gated potassium channel complex.
AAAGGAAGGAAGGAAGGAAAGAGCGUCGACAGGUGAACAUGCUGUAGAUUUGCUCAUUUUGCCGAUUUUCUGUGCAAUUGCAUCCUAGGUUUUCACUCCCUUAUACACCUUUGGAAGGAGCUCACUAUGACAGGGCAGAGUCUGAGGGCUUUGUCUGAAGCAAAUUUUGAAGACAAUGAGAUCAGCAUCAAUGUUGGAGGCUUUAAGAAAAAGAUGCGAUCCAACACAUUAUUACGGUUCCCUGAGACCAGGCUGGGCAAACUGCUGAGCUGCCACUCAAAGGAGUCCAUACUGGAGCUCUGUGACGACUACGAUGACACCAAGAAUGAAUUUUAUUUUGACAGGAACCCUGAGCUCUUCCCUUAUGUGCUACAUUUCUAUAACACCGGCAAGCUCCAUGUGAUGGGCGAACUCUGCGUGUUUUCUUUCAGCCAGGAGAUUGAAUACUGGGGAAUCAAUGAAUUCUUUAUAGACUCCUGCUGCAGUUACAGCUACCACGGGAGGAAAAUGGAACCAGACCAAGAGAAAUGGGAGGAACAAAGUGACCAGGAAAGCACCACGUCUUCUUUUGAUGAGAUUUUGGCAUUCUACAAUGAUGCCUCUAAAUUUGACAAGCAACCCUUUGGAAACAUCAGGAGGCAGCUCUGGCUCGCUUUGGAUAAUCCUGGGUACUCGGUCCUGAGCCGAAUCUUCAGUGUCCUUUCAAUAGUGGUGGUGCUGGGCUCCAUUGUGACCAUGUGCCUGAACAGCCUCCCAGACUUUCAGAUCGUUGAUAGCAACGGGAACCCUGAGGAGGACCCUCGCUUUGAAAUCGUGGAACACUUUGGUAUUGCAUGGUUCACGUUUGAACUGGUGGCGAGGUUUGCAGUAGCUCCUGACUUUUUAAAAUUUUUCAAGCAUGCCCUGAAUUUGAUUGACCUAAUGUCUAUCCUCCCAUUUUAUAUUACCUUAAUUGUCAACUUGGUGGUGGAAAGUAGUCCAACUUUAGCAAAUUUAGGCAGGGUUGCACAAGUCCUGAGACUCAUGAGGAUCUUUCGCAUCUUGAAGCUUGCUAGACACUCCACAGGUCUCAGGUCUCUUGGAGCCACCCUGAAGUAUAGCUACAGAGAGGUGGGGCUUCUUUUACUGUACCUCUCUGUUGGCAUCUCCAUUUUCUCGGUAGUGGCUUACACCAUUGAGAAAGAAGAGAACGAGGGGUUAGCCACCAUCCCUGCUUGUUGGUGGUGGGCUACCGUUAGCAUGACCACAGUUGGCUACGGGGAUGUUGUGCCAGGGACCACUGCUGGCAAGUUGACAGCAUCUGCAUGCAUCCUAGCUGGCAUCCUCGUGGUAGUGCUUCCCAUUACACUGAUCUUCAAUAAAUUCUCCCACUUUUAUAGGCGUCAGAAGCAGUUAGAGAGUGCCAUGAGAAGCUGUGAUUUUGGUGACGGCAUGAAAGAAGUUCCGUCAGUCAACUUAAGGGACUACUAUGCUUAUAAAGUGAAAUCCCUUAUGGCCAGUCUUACCAAUAUGAGCAGGAGUACCCCCAGUGAGCUGAGCCUGAAUGAUUCAUUGCAUUAGUGUACAGGUUUGACAGCCGUUUGCAUGAGAGCUAUCAAGAGCUAUGUUUUUAAAUGUUUUCCUAUUUGUCUUCUUUUUUUCCUAGAGGAUAGUGUUGCUGACACUGCACUAACUUUGCACUUGAGAAACUGAAGACAUUUCUAUCACAAGUUGACAGUUUGCACAUUUUCAUCCUUGUUGCAUAGGCACUAAAUGCUGACUUUUCCAUACAAACGUUACCACUCCCAUGACGUUAGUGCUAGCGGUAAAGUGAUGAUCUGUUACUUUGUGCAUUUCCUCAUCUGAGCAGAGAAAUGAACACACCCAGGUGGAAUAAAAAUUCUCAGCUGACGUGAGUCAGUGACAUGAAUAAUGAAAAAAAUCACCUAUCACCUCCACUGGUACCUGUACUAGCAUAGGACUUCCCAUGCAUUUUACAGCAGUUUAAAACAAUCACCUGCAAAUCACUGACACGGGAACACUCUUCCCCGUCUUUCUAACUGGUAAUUCUGAUCAUCACGUGUCUGAAAACACCUCUGAGCUUCACAUUUCAAUGGAAAUUUGCUUGCUCUUGAGCAUGUGUGUUAAAAACUGGGUGUUCUUGUUCUGAAAUGUUAUGUAUGGUAAUAUAUUUCAGAAGCUCCUAAGCAUAGACCUACCUCUGUUUCCAAGAUUAGACCAAACCUGAGCCCUCUGAAGAAGCCCACCCCUUGUUUUCAGAUAGCUACAUAGUCAAACACUCCAUCUCCACAAGUGACUCCAGGUACAGAGGCCCAUGAAGACAUCUCAGGUUCCCAUUUCCAGAAGCGACUUGCACACAGCUCGGUUCCAGUGAAGCUGAAGAUAUGCUGUAUUUCAGCCCAUCAAAAUGGUUCUGAGAUUAGACACACAAAAUCGUGGGGUUUCAAUAAUUAGAAGCUCCAAUGAAAAGCUUGGAUUUGUUUAAUGAAGCGACAUGAACAGUACAGGCAGCAUUUUAGGAACUGACAUUCAUAUACUGCAAAAAGACUAAUUAUAAAGAUGCCAUAUGUGAUGCUGAGAUAUAAAAUCUAAUUUUAUCAGGAAAGCUUGAAAGCAGGUGUUGAUGGCAGACAAUUCCAUUAAGCUUUCUGCCAAGGAAACUCUAAGGAAAAAAAAAAGCCCUGUAAGUCACAUUUCUCUCAGAAAGAAACUCACAACUUAUGGCUAAGGAAGAGUAUAAGGGCUUAAGAAAGGAACAGAUAAUGAAAAAGAGCUUAAUACUGUACUCACUGUGGGCAGAUCCUCCUACCUGCUGCUUCUGUGAUGUAGUCAAUUUAAAUCCUUUCAAUGGCUGGCCUGUACUUUUUUUUUUUAAUUAAAAAAAAAAAAAGACUUGAGAGAGCAGAUCACCCCUUAUCAACCCCUAUGCAAUUGCACAGAGAUCAAACACUUGUAGCCAACCUGCAGAAGCCACUGCUUCCCUUUCUUUAUACUUCUAGGGAUCUGUGCUAUAAAACAAAUUACUGGCACUCAGUGGGCAGAACAGCAUUUCUCUUCAGAUCCUGCUGCUUUUCCAUCCCAUUCAUUACAUAUAAUGUUCCAAUUAAUUGCUUUUUAAUUUUAUUUUUUUUGUUUUACUUGUCAAGACUGGAGAGGUUCAGAAAAUAAAUUCAAACUAAUUAGAAGAGAAAUUAAAAUACUAAAGCUAAAAUUGUCAUGUUUGGAAGGCUGUGUUUGUAUAUCACAACAAGGAGUGGCCAAACUGGCAGAAUAAAGCAAAUAUGGCACGAAGAGGUAAUUCCUUUUCUUAGGCUGUUAGAAGUUGCUGUCUGGUCUGGGUCUUUUGAUGUUACUGCUGUAUCAGCUCUACCUAAAUGCAGAAAGCUGAGCACCCAGGAUCUAAUUCCUGUAUGCCCCAUAAUCUAUCAUCACAGAAUAUACUGUGAAAUAACUUACCUGCCCACACCAUUUCCUUUGACCAUCCUCCUCUCAAGUCAGUCAGGAGUUGAUUUAGGCCAUGAAGUGUGAGGGAAAUGGGUAUUUUCUAACCUUACCAAAUAAACCUCUUGGAGAUUUCAACAUGGUAUGCACAAGUUAUAAAGUCAAUAGGCAAGGCAAGGGACUUGCUGUCCCUGAAAGUCAAAAAGCCAAAUAUAUAUGGCCCUGAAGGUAGACCUAGAUAACCCAAAUCAGGUGUCCAAACUGGAAACAUUUAGCUAAGGUUUUCACUUCUGGAGGGUUGGUUCAAGUUCUCUGCUGGGUCACAGGCAUAAACUCAGUAGUCUUGUCCCUGAUUCAUAUUGCAUGCGUGUCAACUAUCACAAACCUACAAACACCCACCCCAAACGUGGCACAGCACCAGGUUCCCUGUUGGAUUGAAACACCGUGAGAGAAAUAAGGCAAAGGAAGAGAUGGGCUUGAGCAGCACAUCAUGGGCUACUGCUGGGUUCUGUACUGCAAGGGUGGCAAACCACCCCACUGAUGUCAAGGACACUGCAGGUGCUCACGAGCUCUGUUGGCUUUGGGCCUUCAGAGAACCCAGCUCCCAGCAGCAGUUUUAUCUCGGUUUCACAAGCAGUAGAUGCACAGAGUUGAAAACCAGUGACCUUCAGGGCAGUUAUUUGAAGAGACCUGUAAACUUGCCAAAGAGUCACAAAUUCCCUCAGCUGUUGCUACUUUAGCAUUGCAAAGCCUGGAUCCAAACUUCGCAGCACGUCAUUUCAAUAACCUAUAGCUUAUCUUACGUUCUAGAUUUAUUAUUAUUCGUAGGGCUGAUGCUCUGUCAUUUCUGCAAAUAUUGAAUGGAAUGUGUCCAAAUUGCAUUCUACUAAAGAAAAUGAAAUACCCCAAGGAAUUAUGACUUUUAUUGUACUGGUUGAAAGGAAUUUUCAUUAUUGCUUUUUUAUAUAAGUGCUUUGGAUCAAAGACACUAAAUAAAUAAAGUACUGAAAUUUAAUAUGUCCUUAUUAUCAUGACAAUGACUUUACACAGUACACAGGAAUUCCCUUCAUAAACUUAACUAACUCCAUGUUAAAAGCAGUCAGAUUUUUGCUCCCCCUCCUCCGGAAGAGCAUUCCAGAGCUGCACUGCUCUCCAAGGCUUGUGUGACUUUCAGCAUAGUUUUAUUAAUUGUUGCUUUAUAUCAGUUUUUUCCUGAUGCCACCACUGUUCUUCAGCUUAAAUAUUUCGUUUUCCUCUUAGUGUUUGCAUGCAUGGUGCAUUUACAGACAGCAACCAUACGCCUUUACAUGCUUAUUUUCACAGGAUUACACCUGCCAAGCUUCCUUUUAGUUUUCCUUUUGCAAGUCAUGUUCCCCUGACCAUUAAUUCUGCUGUGAUUUAAUCUGUUUGAGCCAGCAUUGUACACUAUUGUAUUGCUUUGUACAGCAGUUUUAAUAUUUGCUUAUGACUAACAGAAUUUUUCACUGAGGAGGGUUGCUCUGAUUUCAGUAAGGGUAUUGCCUCAGCUCCCCCAAAAUAUCUAGGUAAGGAAGAAUGAGGCACACCCUUCCUACCAUUUUAUGAAGUACCUCUAUUCUAGGGCGCAGUCCAGUAACCGCUGCGAAUCCUCAUCUCUCAAUGAGUUAAAAUUAGAGAAAAAUGUUUAUGCUUUGAAGGAAAAAUUCAAUCUCUCCAGAGCCUCAAUGAGGAGAAGAGGUGGUGCACUUUUUGAGUAGUCAAUACUUUUCCCAGACUUCUUCAAUCACUGUUUUGUAAACGCAGGGCGUCUUCACUUCUAGAAAACAGCAGGUGAGAAAUGAAGGACGAGUGGACUAAUUGGCCAUUUUCUCCAGUAUUUGAAAGUUGAAAAUUGUUGUGGUCCUAAAUCUGCUUACUGUGGAUGAAUGAAUGUUCAAUGAAGAGCACUGCACUUGUCAGGUGCUCCUUCUGCCUUGUGAUGGUCACCUUCCCAGCACCGGUGAAAAUGCUGCUCCUGCUCUCUUUCGGCUGAGAGCUUUGAAUCGCUUAAAUGAGGAUUAGGGUAAUAUUUCAAACAAGGCAACUUACUUUAUUGCCAGGAAUAAACUGUUAGAGAAUCUUGAUUUCUAGUACAAAUCUAGGCUAUUAUGAGAGUCAGAGAUGUCCUUGAGAAGCAAUAUGUUACAUUAUUUUCCUGAGAUGCAAAAUCUAUAUAUAGAUUGUGAUUAAGCAUUUUAUGUAUGUUCAGAUUUUGUAUUAUUGCCUGGUUUAUUAUUCACUAACUUUCAUCAGUUGCUAAUUCUCUCUUUUCCUGCAGACUACUUUAUCUGUUCUGAAAGCAGACUGUUUUUUCCUCACAUAUUAUAUAUAGCAUGAGCUACUUCACAUUGCAAACUUGAAAAAAAAAAAAGAACUUUGCAUUUGAUUUUCCAACUUUAAUACCUCUAGUAUUUGUACCGUUUUGUACAGAACUUUAUGACACUGCAGGGAACUGCUGUAUCUGGUGCUCUUUGUACUGCAUUUCUUGUCCCAGUAGUGUGUAACACACUCAAGAACUCAGCUUUGUCCCACAAAAUGGAAAUUAAAUGCAUAAAAAAGUAUAUUUCA